AUGGCGGAGGCCACCAUGUUCGAAUCUGAGGGCGCCUGCUUCUACUGGGCAAGCGUCGAGAGGCCAGACUUCCUGGUCUUCGGGUUCAACAUGUCGCACAUCGCAAUGAUUAUAUCAGAGGCUCUCGAGAUCCCCACCGUUGGAUUCUUCUUACAGCCCACGCGCAAGGUGGAGAACCGUAAGCACGCACUGAGCUUCAUAGACGAGGUCCUCAUGCCCUUCCGCGAGAAGGUCAACGGCACGACCUUCAACGCCGUGCUGAUGCAGGUGUUCGACCAGGUGAACACAACGGGAGAGAGCACGGCGGCGGACUUCUUGAGAAAAACCAGAGGUUUGAUACCAACUCCAUUGAGGCUGGCCGACGAGGACCUUCACUUCAAAGAGCUCCUCCGGCAGAACGUGCCGAUCGUGGUGCCCAUCAACUCUUUGAUGGUCGAAGGAAGCCGCCCAGGAGGGAAUGACAUACACGGACUUCAUCUUUCUGAGGCUGACCAACGACAAUAUCAGCGAGGACGUGAGCGAUUUUAUCGACAAGGCAAAAGGCGACGGCCGGCUGGUGGGCGUGAUGACCUUCUCCAGCAUGCCCAUCGGCCUUCGGCGGAUGCUGGACGUGGCCUUCGAGGUCUGCGAGAAUGCCGUCGCCCCCUCGGACGACGCGCGGCAGCCCGGGCGGGAGCCGGCCCUCAUCGUCAUGGGCGCUGGGCAGGACGGACGACGUGGCUGCGCCCCCCACUGCGGAGCAGACCGCGAAGGUCGAGGAGCUGCGGCGGCAGGGCCGGCUCCUGCUGCUCCUUCGCGGCCAGCCGUUCGGCGCGCUCUUCCCGCGGCUCGACUUCGCCAUCAUGCACGGCGGCCUCGGGGUCACCUCGGAGGC
Messenger RNA from Prorocentrum cordatum, 874 nucleotides. NCBI's taxonomy places the organism in Eukaryota, Dinophyceae, Prorocentrales, Prorocentraceae. The record is from the annotation of a GenBank genome assembly.